AUGGCUUUACUUGUGCCCCCCGAGGUAAUUGCCUCGCUUAACUCAAGGCUCAUUUGGGUCUUGGUUUUCAUCGCUGCUGUUGUUAGCCGGAUCAUCAGCAGACGGUAUUGGACACUGAUAAGGGAUAUUUCGGGUCCAUUCUGGAGAUCUUUCCCCAGUCUCUGGGUGGUAUCCCAGCUUUGGAAAGGUCACCUUGAGGCUGAGCAGACGAGGCUGCAUAGGAAACAUGGAUAUUGUGUUCGCAUCAGAGACAAUGAAGUUAGUGUCUCCCAUCCAGACGCAGUCAGACAGCUGCUGCAUGCGAACAUUGCCAAGUUCAACUAUAUCCAGGGCACAUGGUAUGCAAUCUUUAGUCUUCCAGACUACCACUAUGUGAACCAAAUGUCUGAAAUGGUUCCUCGACGACACAUCGAAGAAGCCCCUUACGACGUUGACACAGUCUUGGCGUUGUUUACCAAGGCCAUAGACAAGUACUCUCAAGCCGGCAAGCCAUUCGAAUUCAGCACUUGGUUUACCUUUUUUGCAUUUGAUGUUCUCGGUGAAGUGACUUUCUCAAACUCCUUUGGGUUUGUCGGGACAGGCAUAAACAUCGGGAAUGCCAUUGCGAAUACCCGAUCCCUCGCUCUAUACGUUGCUGUCAUGGACCACUAUACAUGGUUCCAUAAUCUAACCCUCGGAAAUCCACUACUCAGUCGCCUGGGAAUCCAGCCUUCUUCGCACAUAUUUGGUACUUGCCUUGCUGCUAUUAGCGCGAGAAAGGAGAACCCUGAAGUCCGAAAGGAUAUGAUGCAGCAAUGGCUUGAUACGCGUGCCAAGUACCCAGGUCGCAUGGCAGAGAACGAGAUAUUUGCGGCUGCUGUUGCGAAUGUCGGUGCUGACGUGGACACUGUCAUCGCAGCUUUGCAGUCUCGUUUCUACUAUCUCCUACGCUACCCUCAAUAUCUGCAACAACUACGUGCGGAGCUUGACACAGCUCAGGCUCAGGAGGAACUUACGCAGAUCGUCCAGGAUAAUGAGGCACAAAAGCUCCCAUUCCUUCAGGCCUGUAUAAAAGAGAUCUACUGGUUUCAAAAUUCGGUGCCCAGUCCUCUCCCGCGUGUCGUACCCAAGGGUGGAAUGACAAUUGGAGGCAGAUAUUUCCCCGAAGGUGUCAUUUUUAGUAUCAAUCCUUGGGUAUACCAUCGAAACCCGGCGUUAUUCGGUGGAGACUGCGACCAAUUUAACCCAGACCGCUGGCUAUUGGGCGACACAAAAACCAUGGAAUCUUUCCUUAUUCACUGGGGAGCUGGAUACAACCAAUGCCCCGAGCUUAACCUUGCUCACUUUAAGAUCACUAAGAUUACAGCUACACUGAUUCGCGACUUCGAAUUCAAACUGACAGACCCUAAAAAAGAGUGGGAGUGGACCAACCACUUUACCUUCGUUCCCUGGGGAUCGCCUUGCAAUGUUCGGCGUUCAUUCUAA
Messenger RNA from Penicillium argentinense, 1464 nucleotides. RefSeq lists its product as uncharacterized. Bases 1 to 1464 code for a protein of 487 amino acids. The transcript has 7 exons. Gene Ontology annotation, molecular function: heme binding; iron ion binding; oxidoreductase activity, acting on paired donors, with incorporation or reduction of molecular oxygen. Lineage: Eukaryota; Fungi; Ascomycota; Eurotiomycetes; Eurotiales; Aspergillaceae. The record is from RefSeq and is a predicted model, not a curated record.